Messenger RNA from Aspergillus pseudonomiae, 612 nucleotides. RefSeq lists its product as uncharacterized. The record is from RefSeq and is a predicted model, not a curated record. The transcript has a single exon. NCBI's taxonomy places the organism in Eukaryota, Fungi, Ascomycota, Eurotiomycetes, Eurotiales, Aspergillaceae. The coding region runs from base 399 to 575 and encodes 58 amino acids.
UAAUGGGGGAGUGAAUUCAACUUUGUUUUCUGCCAUGUGGAUAUUCUCCAUCUUAAGGUGCCACAUAUGGACAAAGAAUCGACUAUAGUGAAAGUCAGGGUACUGUUCAUUGACUAUUCUCAUCAAUGCAUUCUUAUGGGUAUACUUUGGUAUUUCAUUUAGUUGUUCCUGUCGACUUGGCACCACAAUAAAUUAACAAACGAUAUGAAACACUUUGAGUCCUUUCAGACCAAGAGGUACAGGACAAAGGGCUAGUUGUAAUUCAAUGCAAAUCAACAGACAUGCAAUGAACACAUAGAGUGUUGUGAAACAGACCAUGUGUUGUCUUUUUCAACGUACAUGGCUUUCUCCAAAGAUUCCAAUACUCGAAUAUACCUCGCUCAUCUUAAAUCUGGGGAAUGUUUCCCUAUCAAAGGUCGGUAUUCUCUAGUGUCAGCCCUAAGCAUAUACCGGUAAUUUACCGUGUCCUAGAAACAAUGCCUGGGGUAUUGUCUGGCUGGCUCUUUGUAUGUAUCAUCUUCACGGCGUAUCUACACAAUGCCAGGACGGCUCCACACCAGAGUUUCGAAUUAUAAGAAAGAGAGUUAGCGGUAUAAAGGAGCCAAACAGAGA